Elgaria multicarinata webbii is the source of this 527-nucleotide messenger RNA. Its product is annotated as zinc finger protein 213-like. The record is from RefSeq and is a predicted model, not a curated record. The coding region runs from base 102 to 527 and encodes 141 amino acids. The transcript has 2 exons. NCBI's taxonomy places the organism in Eukaryota, Metazoa, Chordata, Lepidosauria, Squamata, Anguidae.
GUUGCACCACCAGUUAGAGCCAUCUUUGCUUGAGACAGAAACUGAAAGAGGAAAGCAAUCAUCUACCCCUUUUGGAGGCACCCUUGGAGCACAAAUCAAAGAUGGAUGAGCAAGACUCAGCCAGUCCUGACCAAGGAAGAGGCACAGAAAUCAUCAAGAAUGAAAAUAGCACGGAAUCCUUGGAAAGAACCAGGCAGAAGAUUCUGGAUGAGACCACUGUCAGCUCAAAUGUGCAGCACCAGCGCUUCCGGGAAUUUCACUACCAGGAGGCUGAGGGCCCCCGCGAGAUUUGCAACAAGCUCUACGAUCUUUGCUGUCAAUGGCUGAAGCCAGAGCAACAUACAAAGAAUCAGAUGCUGGACUUGGUGAUCCUGGAGCAGUUCCUGACUGUCCUUCCACCAGAGAUAGUGAACUGGGUCCGCGAAUGUGGAGCGGAGACCAGUUCCCAGGCAGUGUCUCUGGCUGAAGGUUUCCUCUUGAGUCAGACAGAGGACAAGAUACAGAAAGAGCGGCAGGUAAUGGAGUGA